Molecule: messenger RNA, 953 nt
Organism: Colletes gigas
Lineage: Eukaryota; Metazoa; Arthropoda; Insecta; Hymenoptera; Colletidae
Gene: ClpP
Product: ATP-dependent Clp protease proteolytic subunit, mitochondrial
Exons: 4
Coding region: 101-820 (239 amino acids)
Biological process (GO): protein quality control for misfolded or incompletely synthesized proteins
Cellular component (GO): endopeptidase Clp complex
Molecular function (GO): serine-type endopeptidase activity; ATP-dependent peptidase activity; ATPase binding
Source: RefSeq, a predicted model, not a curated record
GUUUUAUUUCUUGUUUUUUUUAUAAAAUAUUUGCGCGAGUAUUAUUUUGCAUUAAUAAUAUUUUAUAUUUUAUGAAGCUAAUAAACGUUAAAUUAUUAAAAUGUUGUUACAAAGGAUAAAUAGUUUGUUGCAAAUUUCUGUUCAUGGUCAAAUAAUAAGUAAGCGAUAUCUUAAUUUCGUACCAGUUGUGGUAGAACAAAGUGGACGAGGUGAACGUGCAUAUGACAUCUAUUCACGUCUUUUAAAAGAACGGAUUAUUUGUCUUAUGGGCCCGAUCACAGAUAAUGUGUCCUCUGUAGUAAUUGCUCAACUACUAUUUCUUCAAUCAGAAAGUAGUAAAAAUCCAAUUCAUAUGUACAUUAAUUCGCCCGGUGGCAGUGUAACAGCAGGGCUUGGUAUAUAUGACACUAUGCAAUAUGUUCUUCCUCCAGUCGCAACAUGGUGUGUAGGGCAAGCAUGUUCAAUGGCAAGUUUAUUAUUAGCUGCUGGGGCAAAAGGUAUGCGUCACUCAUUGCCCAAUGCAAGAAUUAUGACACACCAACCAUCAGGAGGAGUAUCUGGUCAAGCUACAGAUAUACAAAUACAAGCUGUAGAAAUAUUAAAACUCAAGAAACAAAUUAACAAUUUAUACGUUAAACAUACAGGCUUGGAGUUAGAAAAAAUAGAACGUUCUAUGGAAAGGGAUAAUUUUAUGAGCCCAGCACAAGCAAAGGAAUUUGGAAUAAUAGACAAAGUACUAACACAUCCUAUGCAAGAAGAAGAAGAAGAAGUUAGCGUUAAAUUGACCGAUAGUACUCUUGACGUCACUUCGCCACCUUGAUAUUAGGAUUAGGAGACAGGCUUAAUUUAAAAUUAUGAAAAUUUAUUAAAACAUGUAUUUAUCAAUACUUAAAAAUAGUAAUAAAAUAUUUUCAAAACAAUUACAAUCUAUAUCGUAUAUGUAACUGCACAGA